UGAAUGACGCACAGCUUCGGAGUACGCGGAUUACCGUCCAGGAUUACACAUAUCUGCAGUUGUAAAGCAAAACGGAUGUCAGUGUGGCGAAUAGAGAUGGGAGAGGGUUUGGAACCACUCUCCCCUGUAGGAUGGUAGCCGACAGCUCUGUGGAAGGCCAUGACAAGACGCAGUUGUCUUCCUCCUCCUCAUCGUCAUCACCACCAUCAUCACUGCUGCCCAGGCAGGAUCCCACCCAAAGUCCACGGCGCACAGAGUCCCAGCUGCUUCAGGCUCGGAGCGGCACAAGCCACAACCCAAACUCUGUGUUGACCCCCUCAGUGUUCCUCACUCACUUUCCUCCCUUCCGCUGCCAGAAGGACUUCACGCUCAUCACGGAUACAGCUGCCAAGCUCGAGCGCAGCGGCUUCUACUGGGGCCCUCUAGGGGUGGAGGACGCUCACCGCAUGCUGCGGGAUGCUGCGCUGGGCAGUUAUCUGAUCCGCGACAGCCGGCAGAAAGACGUCUUCUUCACGCUGUCCUACCGGGCAGAGAGUGGACCGGUUAGUGUCCGCAUUGAGUACAAAAGGCAAAAGUUCUCACUGGUGGGCAGCGAGCGCACCUUCUUGACACUCUUUGCCCUGCUGGAGCAUUACAGCAACUCUCCAAAGAAAAGCCUGAGCAUCCCGUACAGGAAAUGGAAGCCAACGCUGCAGGAACUGUGCAGGAAGCGCAUCGUGGAGCUGUGCAGAGGAAGGAACUGGAUUUCAGAGCUGCCACUGAACCGCGUUGUUCAAGAUUUCAUGUUGGAGUUUCCGUACCGGUUAUGAGUUUGCCUUAUUUAUUUUUGUCAGUGUUGUUAUUGUUCAUGCCGGGGAGGUGGGACUUACUGGGUAAUGGUCACUUUGAUUGGGUGGCACAGCCUGUUCAUCACAGCUUGACAGCAAAGACUGCAUGGCCAUGGUUUCAUCUAGCAUGGCCUUGUUUUGAGCUGAAAAGUGGCAAAAUCUUGAAUCUAUUCCAGAUUUUCAUGAGGGACAUAUCAAAGUAUAAUACCUCAACUGACUUAAACUCUUCUUGCACAAGCACAGGAAGACCUUUAGUCGCCCACAAGCCUGAAAGUGCUGCAUUAACACAAAACUCCAGGGACUCUGGCUCUCUAACAGAGACACAUCAAGUGCUGG
Molecule: messenger RNA, 1163 nt
Organism: Thalassophryne amazonica
Lineage: Eukaryota; Metazoa; Chordata; Actinopteri; Batrachoidiformes; Batrachoididae
Gene: socs1a
Product: suppressor of cytokine signaling 1a
Exons: 2
Coding region: 132-809 (225 amino acids)
Biological process (GO): phosphatidylinositol phosphate biosynthetic process; intracellular signal transduction
Cellular component (GO): phosphatidylinositol 3-kinase complex
Molecular function (GO): 1-phosphatidylinositol-3-kinase regulator activity
Source: RefSeq, a predicted model, not a curated record